Molecule: messenger RNA, 1719 nt
Organism: Rotaria sp. Silwood2
Lineage: Eukaryota; Metazoa; Rotifera; Eurotatoria; Philodinida; Philodinidae
Source: the annotation of a GenBank genome assembly
AUGAGUUCUCGAUUUGAAUCAUUUUCUAUUGAAAUCUUAUACGAAAUAUUUGAUUAUUUAUCAUCUUAUGAUAUUUUUCAUGCAUUUAUUAAUCUCAAUCAUCGUUUAAAUAAUAUUAUUAAUUCAUAUCCAUUAAAAGUUGAUUUACGAAAAAUUUCUCGAUUAAAAUUUGAUUAUAUUUGUUAUUAUCUUCAACCUGAACAAGUCAUUUCACUUAUUUUCUCUGAUGACGAUAUGGGUGAUCAAGUAAUUGUUUUUUAUCGAUAUUUUCCACAUUUCAAAUAUCAAUUUAUUCAUCUUCGUAGUAUAAAAUUUAUCAGAACAGACGAUAUUCUAUCUGAUUUACCAUAUUCAGUUUCAGCUCUUACAUUUCAAGGUUGUAUAUAUGUUUCUCAACUUAUUAUUAAUACCAUCAUAAAACAAGCAAAAUCUUUAACUUAUUUGAAAGUCGAUUGUAUCCAUUUAUUGCAAUUAAUUGAUACUAACUUUCCUUCUCUCACUUGUUUAAACAUUGGUCAUGUUGGAAUUAGGAUUUUCUGUUGUCUUUUAAAACGAAACGAAUCGUCUUUCAAUGAUUUUCAUUUAUGGAUUAAAAAACUUUGUUCACCAAUUAAUCAUUUAACAAUUUCUAUUGAAAAUCAAAAUUUAACAGACUAUUAUUCAAUACUUAAUUUUGAUUACUUAUCUCAUUGUCUCACAGAUCUUACAUUGAUUUGUUUAAUAAAUAAAACUUAUUUUUCAUUGGAAUUAAUUCAAUAUUAUCUUAUUAAAUUAUCAAAUUUAAAAUCUUUAACGAUUGUUAUAACAUUAGAUUUAAUCGAUGGUAAACAAUGGGAAGAAUUUCUUCGAAAAACGCAAAUUGUUAAAUUCAAUUUUAAAUUUGUACUGUCGAAAAAUGUUAUUUCUAAUCAAAAUCAAUCCACAUUACUUGAUUCAUUUCGAUCAUCAUUUUGGCUUGAAGAAAAACAUUGGUAUGUUGCAUGUAAUAAACACUACUGUAACCAACAUUCAGAAAUAUACGUCUAUUCUAUACCUCAAUUUCUACCUAAAUGUAUUAAUUAUACUAAAGAUCAUUAUCCACCUUUAUCAACAGUACCAUCAGAUGUCGAACAACAUAUAUUCUAUUCGAGACACAUUGAACAUUUAUACUUGAAGUUUAAUAAACCAAUAUUUCCACCGAAUUAUCGUUUUAUUUAUGUAAAUUCACUUGUUCUUGUUGGUCCUACAUUACCAUCGAUAGAUAAUGUUAUGUCUAUUGUUGAUCUUAAUCGAAUAAAAGAACUUGAUAUUUCACAUAUUCAAAAUAUAUCAAUUAGUGAAAUUCAUUUAUUACUUGAACAUAUUCUUCAUUUAAAUCAUUUGAUAUUGAAAAAUGUAAUUCCAUUAUUUAAACCACCUUCACAUAUUUAUUCGUUUACUAUUGAAAAUUGGAGAUUCUCCGAUGAUUUAUAUUUAUUUUGUCGCAUGUUUUCACAUGUUAAAUCUUUGAAAAUAGAUAUAAUAUCACUUGAAAUGAUGAUUGAAUUAAUUAAUCAAUUGAAAUAUCUUGAGAAUAUUGUUGUUUGGUACAAUUUUGAAAAGCAUGCUCCUUAUAUUUCAAUGAAUUGGUUGCGACGAAAUAUAUGGCGUCUUCGACGAAAGAAAUUUACAUGUAAAGAAGAUGAUUUUUAUAUGCUUCUAUCCAUUGGAAAUAAUCGAAAAACACACAAAAUACAUUAA